AUGAAUCAUGUCAGUAACAGCGCAAAUCCUGAACGAAAAAGGAGAGAGUAUGAUUAUUCUAACCGAUCUAAGGCUGAUGGUGUCACUUUAGACCAGCCUACAGUUGAACACCGUUGGAUUAAUUUAUCUGCUCUCAAGGAAAGUCUAUUUGAUUUCGCUUUUUUAUUGGACUGUUGUGAGCCAGGUUCAAUACCGGAACCACAGCUUAUCGCAGCAUUAUUUGAUUUGGAUGCACCAGUUUUAGCAAGAGCUUGUUUGCUAAUUGAAUGUGCUUUCCUAGUUCAUCGUUGUAAUCAUGGGGAAUGGGCUGGAUGGAUGAAAUUCAAUUUGCCAAGUUCAUUUCGUUCAAGUGCUGGCUAUAUUAGUAGCAACAAUAACAGCAAUUUAUUACAAGCGAAUGAUAUUAAUAGCAGCAGUAACCAACCCAUGGAUAUAUCAGAAAUUAAACGUUUAGCUGGCUACCUGUUUUAUGCAUGGGGUGAAGCUCUAGGACACAGACUGCAAUAUUUUACAGCUUUACUGUCUUCAUCUAAAGAGUCGAUUAUUAGUAAUUCUAACACAACUAAUGAAAAGACUUUUGGAGGUGAUAAAAGCAAGGAUUCAAAUCCUCGUCCCCAGUUCUCAAACCCUGAAAUUGAACAAAACUUUCUCGAUGAUGCUUCAGUUAAUCCAACUGGUGAAAGCUGUCCAUAUGCAUUGUUGACAAUUGGCGUUCAACUACUAUUUGAAAUAACAACAUAUCUUAGAGAAACACACCAGCGUUUACCGCAAGACAAUUUGGAUUAUGAUGGGAAAUAUAGUCAUUCAUCGCAAAAUUCAUCAAGAAAUUCAAUGACCAAGCGUUCGUUAUCCCGAGAAACCAGUAGUAGUGAUAAAAAACCCGAUGCCUUCAAACACAGUUAUUUUACUGGGAGUGGUGGUACAUCUUUUAAAAGUGCCAAAAGACGUUUGAGUAUACUGAUGCCAAUAUUUGGCAGUACAGGUAACAACAGUCCAGAAGAUGAUUCAGAGAAACAAACAACUCCAACUACGAAACCUGUGAUUGCUACUCCCCCUGAUCAGUCGAUUUCUGGUCGUCGAACUAUUUCUUCAAGACGCAUAAGCUUUGCAGUCUUGGGAGAUUCUAAAGAGUCAUCAGAGUCAACAGCUGCAAGUGCAAACCAUCUUGAUCAGUCAUUAGAAGCAAAUGAAUCACAGCAUCGCUUAUCCGUCAGUAAAAGUCUUCUUCGUCGUCAUCGAGGAUCUGGAAGUUUUAGAUGUUUCACUUCUCGUGGAUCUGACUUACUUAACGGAUUUGAUCAAAAUCCUAAUCAUCUAGGACAAAUGAAUCGUGCCAGCAGCGGUGAUGUCUGUACUGAAAUUUUUGAUGAUUCUACUGAUAACCCCGGGACUCCAGCUUCAGAGGAUGACGUUCAGGAAGAAGUUCAUCAUGAGACAGAACAUAACGCUAUGCAGAUGAGUCAUAUUAGCAAACCAUUAAUGCAUGCAAAUCCUUUACGCUCAAGAUCAAGACAAAGACACAAUUCUAGGCAUGAUGAAGCAAUUAAAUCCCAUACAUCUGUUCGGCGCUCAGUAUCAGCGGCUCUUUCAGCCAAGCGAUCAUUAAAAAACAACACUAUUUACUCUGGAGAAGGUGAAACGUAUCAUACCGAUGACUACACAUCGCAUAUGCCAUGGAUUGAUGCUGUUAUAGAGUUUGCAAACUAUACAAACUUUAAUUGUGAUCAUCAGAACUCAUGUUCUUCAAACUGUUUCGAAUACCAACAGCACCAGUGUCGAAAUUUAUUGAAUGCAAUAAAACAGGUUUAUGAAUCGGCAACUGAAAGUAAAUUCGUUAUAUCCGUUGAUCGUCAGUAUAUGAGUUCUCCAAGUAGUAGUAGUACUACUACCGCGAAUGGAACCUCCGCUACUUCUACCAACACUACUGCUAUGUCGUCAGCAACAAUGGGAACAACAUCAUACCGUGGUUCAAACACAGUGUGUGAUGCAGGCACGUCAUCCCCGUCAUCUUUUAACUUGAUACACCAAAAUAAGGUGAACUAUUCACGUUCAGAAAACUCCUCUGACCAAGACGAUUCAUCACAUGCAGAGUCUACAGAUCUCUCUGAUUCAGAUAUUGCACAUCAAGAAAAACUUAAUUCCAGAAAUUUAAGAAGUAAGAAUAAAACACUGAGAAGUUCAACAAAUAUUAUUCAGUCUAACGACAGUUUAACCGGUCUAAGUAAAUCAGGUGAUACUGAUGUUGAUGUGAACAAUUAUCUGUUGAUGCAACGUAGUACCCUAACAUCUGGACCUGGAAGUGACUUUUGGAAAAAUAAAUCAAAACUGUUCAGUAAAGCUGCCAAGAGAAAAGAGUCAAAUUUGAUCGGACCAAGCUCAAGUCGUGAGAACAUGAAUCUACUCGAUAAAAUUCGGAUGAAAUCAUCUUACCGUUCGAUUAAUCUGAGUUCUUUCGAAGGUGAUGCACCUGGUUUGACAGGUCUAAUCAAUCUAGGCAUGUUGGCUGGAGCAGGUGCAGGUCUGCUGAGAAAUUCUCGUCCAAGUAUUAGUUUGAAUCCACCACUACUUGGGAUUGAAGCAGAUGGAACAAGUGACAUUUUGCCAGGCUGUGAAGAUGAUGAUGAUGAUGCUAUCAGAGGACAGGUUAGGCGACCUGUUCGAUUUCGUAAACCGCAUAUAGGAGAAUUACCAAUUCAGUGUUAUUUGGAUAAUCAUGUAAAGAAUUUGUGCAGUAGCACCUUCAAUCUUCUAAAUAAAGCAGCUUUGCUUCUUACUAAUAAUCAGCUAGCCAAGAUGCUUUUAUUGGCGUGGGAGUUGUUAUUGGAAACGGAAACAGAACUAUCAUCUAGUGCAGCUUGUUUCAUACUAUUCUGUGGUGUACGGUGUCCACAAAUUGUUCAAGAAAUGAUUUUGGAAGAAAUGAGGCACGAAAAGCCAACGCAACGAUUUAAUGCUAUUUUAAGAUUCAGAACACUAUGGUGUCAUCGUUUUCAUGUUUGGUCACGUCUCGAAGAGAAUGCUUCCAAUCAACUGAGAGUACCACCACCAUCUAUUGAAUUUGUCUUGCCUUCACCAACUUUGGGCUAUCCUGGGUUUGAGGCACCCGACCCUGUUUGGCAAAUCCGUAAAGGUACAUCGGCUGAGGAAGUACAACUGAAACAAAACGAAGCUACAAAAACGUUUGUCACAGCUUCGACAUCUCGGCGUAAGCAACAACAGGAGUUGUUAGCUCGUGCCAUAGCCACAGAAACAAUGAGAAGAAGAGAAGCAAGGCAGUCGUUUCACCUGACAACCUGUCCUGUUCUAGAACGAGCUGCUAUCGAACCUGCAUUUAAUAAAGAACAUAGAGAUGAAAGUAACAUUGAUGAUGGUCUGACGAAUUCUGGUACAGUUAACAGUGGAACAACUGCUGGACAGAUUGGAGGUUCCAGUUCAAUACAGGAUGAAUAUACUGCAGCUGUCCGAAGGCUGAGUCUCGCACCGAUUAACCGCACUGUGCUAAAUCAAGCCCGUAAUUUAUCUUGGCGUCAGAGUUCAAUACCUUGGUUAAGAAACAGUGUUGUAGCACAUGACGAUGAAGAUCGAUGGUUAAGUGGAUUCCAUUCUUUAUUUCCAUCACAACCACUUCAACAAGCUCAAAUGGUAUUCCCAUCAGCUUUAUGCUCUGCAUCCGUUUCACUAAUUCAUCUUUUAGAUGAUACUGCAAUCAAUGAACAUGGAAUAGCCGUUAAUACAAUCGCUGAAUACGUGAUAUUCAAUUGUUUACUAGAAGAUACAACACUAUUUCUGAGAUUUAUAUUUGAACGUCUUACACGUAUUAAAAAUAAAGAUGAACUAAUGUUCAUUCUACGUAAAAUGAUUCAACGUUUACCAGAGUUGCCUACACAGACUGCACAUGCUUUGUUCAACAAUUUAGUUGGCUACAUCAUGUUUCACAUACGUACACCAAAUUUUAAUGCACCUCAAUCCAUUGCUGGUGCGCUAUCCGUUUUGCACUUGGUAAUACCACAUGUGCAAAAUAUUUACUUUAAAGAUUUGAAACAAACAAUGAGGCGAGAACAGAUUGAUUCAACGCUAUUGUUGACAGCCAAUUUACCUUGUGCCAAACAAUUCAAUGUAUUCGAUAAUAGUAUUGGUGUCGCUCAGUUGGUUCGUCUGCAGGAUGAAAAUAAGGAUUAUCAGUUCGAUGAUAUUGUGAAAGAUGUAUUAUCAGCUAGUGAUAUAUCUGAUGACGAAAGAAGCUCUUAUUACCUGUGCGAUGAACGUUCUCAUAUCAUUCGCAAUUCUUCUCAUUAUAUUCGUGAUUUCUAUCCAUUCAAACGUAAUCAUACACCUAAGCUACGCUUGCGUCAAUUCGAUAAGAAACACGGCAUGUAUUUAUUGCAACAAAAUGCUCUCAAUUUGAAGUUCCAAGAAAUUGGUAAGGUGUUCUUCACCCUCUCAGUACUUAAAUGUACGCCAACAGCACAGAUUCCUAAUCAUGUUUUCUUUCUACACGAGGAACUAAACAAGCUGCCGUCAUUUCCGCGUAAAGCUCUAGAGUCAGAUUUCAGUCUUUAUGAAUGGCCAACAUACGGACGUCCACUGUUUGCAUUGGAUACAGUGCAUAAACUAUCUUGGUGUCACUUACUGUCUAAUUUGUUUAUGAUGAUGCCUAAAACAUAUCCAUGGUCAUCAGAUCUACAAAUAUUUCUAAAUGUAUAUAAUGGAACAUUGAUAUUGCACGCAGAAGACUCAUCCGUUUUACGCCAGUGUUUAGCAUUCUUUAUACAGUGUUGUUACCAAUUCAAAACAGUGUUUUCAACUACAGGCUAUACGGGUGUUGUACCAACAAUGAUACGUGUCUAUAACCAGCAUACGCAUAAUUCAGUGCUUACACAGGCGAUUGAAUUUACAUUUAGACAGUUUUAUGUGAUGCACCGAACUCCCUUUAUCUUACAGUUAUUAGGAAGUAUUGCUAAUUACGUAACAAUCAACAGUGAAAUAAUCGGUGUAGGGGAUGAUUUUUAUCGGAUCCAGCCGGCUACCUUGUACCGACUGUUGAGAGUCAUAAGUCGUCCGUUAGAUGAUAAUCUCCGCAUUCUGGAAUUGUGCAAUAUUCAAAAACCGUUAGAAGCUUUGGAUUUCUGCUAUGACGAUGAAGAUGCGAACUGGUCUAUUUUAGAAGUGAUUAAUCUGUGUGUUGCAGUCAUCGUAUAUGCUCCAGAUUCCUAUAGAGCCAGACAAAUGCUUGUAAUUCUUCAAGCUUUACUUCCACUAAUUCUGAAAGAUUUACCGUACAUUUGUGCUGAAGAAGGCAGUGGUACCGAUCCUAAAAAGGCUGAGUUGACGGCAAUUCAGAAAAUUUCAGUUGCAAUACGUCAGUUAAUUUCAACAACGGAAUUUAUGACAAGACGAACAGAAGACGCACGCCAGUUAAACUAUCUUGCACCAGGUGGACCAGCAGAGUGCCGCAAAGAAUCACCCGGUCGUUUACUAACUGGUGUAGCUAGUCGAUUAGGAAGUUAUGAAACCGCUAGGAAUAAUUUAACAAAAUCACUGGAUAAAACAAAAGGCACUGAAACAGCUCAGAAAAAGACAAAACGUGAUUUAUGCAAUGAAAUCAAUAAUUUACCUUUGAAUAAAGGUUUCCCCUUAUCCGUUGGUUCAAAUGUAUCACGUGACAGAGAAAAUCAGUCAAGUCAAAUGUUGGCCAGUUCUGUUACUGCGACUAGUGGCCAUCAGAGUUCAACGGCUUACGAACCGCGAGAAGCUGUGUUGCAGUUGGCCUGUGAAUUUCUAUCUACAUGUUCAGGCCGUCUUUUAGAAAUGGAGGAAAAACAUCGUGUCUCUGAUUUACUGGACACUAAAUCACAUAUGAGACUAGCUGAUAUAGCUCAAUCAAUGCUAAAACAUGUUUCCAACAGUCCAGAUUUCCUGGCCAGUACAGCUUUACAACGUUAUUUUUUGGAUGUACUUCCUGUCAUAGACUGGAGCCACGAGUCGUUGAGAUCUUGUAAAGCAUUAGAAUGCCUUUUGGGAAGAUUAAAUAGAACCUUACCUAAAAUGCUAGAGUUCGCUAUUAAAUCAAAGGCGAUUCACCAUUGGGAUGAAAUUGUUAAGCUGAUCCGAUCAGUUUAUUGUGUAUUGAAAAAGAACCGAUCAGUGGCACAUAUGAAAGAAAUUCGCAUUUUAAUUGAAACCCUGAAAAAAGCAAUCGUUUUUGAUAUAUCUGGAUGUGCAUCUAACUUUCCUAAGUCACGUUUAGACAUUCAGCCUAAUCAUACCAUAGGUCAUCACAGUAGACCAAGUUUUGGCGAGGUGUUAUUCGGAAUUACAUCGCAAGAAUCCAGUAGUAUAAGUGCUUCAGUUGGAGUUGUGAAACCUGCUGGGAAAUCGAAACAUCCUCCUGUGAACGGUGAAGCAGGAUCGCAUUGUUCACCAAGACAUAGUAAUCAAGAAAAUGUCUACGAAACAACAUUUGAUGAUAGUGAUAUAUACGCAUGCCAGUUUGCAGCUGAAGUGAUUCGUCUUUUAUCCCUGUUCUCACAAAUCUUAGGAUCUCACUGCAGUUUAAAAGAUUUAUGUGAACGAAUCUCACCAGACUAUAAUAUUCGUUUCCCGACUUUACUAGAAGGCGGAUUUCAGACGCUUGUCAUUUAUUUGAAUAAUCUAAUAUUACCACUAUUGUUCAGAGGUUGUGCUGGACGUAAAGAUUCACCAACUUUAUCAAGAGACAAUGUCUUCUAUGCGCUGGACGUAUGCAUAACAGCCUUGUUUGCAAGUGACAAUGUAUCUAAUGUUGUUGGACAAAAGACGGCACGUAACUUGACUGCUAUGAGUAAUUCAACACAGCAACAACAGCAACAAGCAUGCGAAUCUAGUCCAUCUGGUCCGUUAUCAAGUAAACCAAGGGAUAAAACUAAUAAAAGUCAAACUGGUACCACAGGUUUUGAACUGCGCAUUAAUCCAAGUAUUUCAUUUAAUCGUCCAGCGGCUGGAUCGAUAGCUCAAGAGAACACUUCGAGCCUUAGUACUAGUAAUAAUAAUAGCACUUUGAUAAAACUGAUUAAUCUGUCCAACCUGUCAACAGAUUAUGAUGGUGGUUCAUAUGCAAGUUUAACACGUUUACUAAGUCCAUCGCUAGUUGCAAUUCUACCUGAAGACUAUGGCCCGUCAGUUGCUCCAGCACAAAUUACUGUACCAAAUAAAUGCCAGGGAAAACAGGAAAGUUUUCAAUUGAAAUCACGUCCUUCAGUUAUAUCACCGUUAAAUAAAACAAAUAUUUUGACUCAGAAAACUCGCCCACAAGUUUAUCAUUCCAAACUUUUAGAUCCUACUUCAGUUUGUCUUGGAUUUCCUACAGAAAAAGUCAGUAAUUUCAAGGCUGAGUUUUCACACAGAUUGGGAUUUUUGGGUCUGAAGUUAAUUCUUGUUGCAUAUACACGUCAUGCAGCUGUCAGAAUGAAGUUAUUGAUUGCUGCAUUAACCCAGCUAGCCUUGAACGGUCAAAAUGGUAUUCAGUUGUGGAAAUUUUUCGAUUUCCUUGUGACAUACAGACCACCAUUAUUUGUUCACCUACUACCGUUUAUACGAUUUAAAAUGGCGUUGCUCCAAUGUGCAACUCAAGGAGAACAAGCAUAUCAGCAGAUUGUCAACCAAAAAUUAAUUGGGUUACAUUUGCCUAUUCCACAAACUAUCGCUUCUGUUUUAAGAAAUCUCUCAAAUGAACUUCAAAUGAUCAAUUCUGAUAUCAAGGUUUUCAGUAAAAGAACUUAUCGUGAAAUAACUCCCCCGAGAACAUCAAGUUUGCACGAUUCACUGCGUCGCUUACGCUCAUCAGAUAAUACCACUUCUGUUUCUGCUCGUAGUAAUAAACAUGCCAAACUAACUAAAAUGGUUUCGAAGGACGCCAGUGAACACACGCAUAAGUCUUCACAUAAAAUGCCUUCCAAAGACCAUGCAAACCAAAGGCCAAGAUUGCAUGUUUUAGCUUCAGUUACAUCGGAUUCUACGUGCAGCAUAGAUUAUCGUGAAGAAAAUAUUAUUGGGAUCUCAAAUUUGGACAAACAGUUGCGCGGAAGAAAAAGCAUUAACCAAGAAUUCAAACAAACUGUUGUAAUACAAAACCCACGGAAACGUAUUCACGCUCAUGAGGGUAGCUGUCUUUUAAUGAGAACCCGAGACUACAGCCAAACAGAUCCUAUCUUAACUGCUUCAGCAGAAAGUUUAGUAAGGAGGAGUCAGAAGGCCGGACACAGAAGGACUAGAACACAUCCUAGUGAAAUGAAAUUGGCCGGAAAUGCUCAUGCAUUUUAUAAAAGUCUUCGCACCGAUGCUCUGAAGACAAGACUAUCAAAUGAUUCGAAUGCAGAUAAUCAAAGUGAAAAUUCUCUAGUGAGUGAAGGCUCAAUAACACCUGUUGGACCUGCAGCUGCUGCUGCAAUCGCCUCAUCGCUUUAUGGUUCUGGUGCUCCUUAUCUACACGCGCGUGUACGAGCACGUCAGGAAUUAGCUACACUAAUAAGAGUGCCAGCACCCAAGUUGCAAACCAAUGAAAGGCUUUCUGAGAUCGACUCUGCGAUUGUACCAGAAGUGAGUGGUGAUGACGAGCAUAAAUCACCAACUAGUCAGAAAUCUGAGUUCCAAUCAAGUCAAAGUAGAACUGGGCAAAAAGUUACAGGGACUAUUGUGUUAAAGCCCAACGAAUUUGAAGAAAAGUCUUCAGAUGAGAAAAACUCUUUCCUUAAAAUCACAAAGACAACAUCGUCAGUGUUUGUGGUACCAGUAACCAUAACAAGCAUAAAUACAAGCAAGAGAACAUUAACCACACAAACAUCACAAGCAGCUGGUGAUACAACUUCAAAUAUUCCAGAAAAAUCUAAAAUUAAUUAUGUUUGAUUUGCAAGUAUUUUGUUUUGGAAAAGCCGCAUUUUCAAAUUAUACACUUAUGAUUCACAAAUUCAACGUACUGCUUUUUCAUGUAAACAAGAAUUACUAAAACUAACUGUAUUUUCUUCGACGUCAAAAUAUUUCUGGAUAUUUUCAACUCUCGCUUUCUUUUCGAACUUAUCUUGUUAGCGUUUCCAUAAAAGUAACAUUUUACAUAUUAACUCCCUGUAUGUGUCUGUGAUUAGAAUAGAGAAGAGUAAAAUGAAGUCUUAGUUGUGCUUUUGUCUUUUACUGGAACAGGUUCAAUCAAGGACACACCUUACGUUAAAGUCCAUACAUUGUAGCCUAACCCUUCUGUAUUCGAUACACAAGGUAUGCCGAUUAGACAUAAGCGCACAACCGGCAGCUGGAAUAGGUUGAUAAUGUGAAUUAGACAGACUAUAGAUUACUUUCUUCAAUACUUAACACCUGACCAUUAUUGAUAGAAUAUAAUCACAAGAAUAACAGGGAUUAUUGUUCAAAUACUAACUACGGAUGUCGGAACUCGCCAAGUAAACUGAAUUGGAAGAUUUAGUUUCCCGUUAAAAAAAGUCAUUACGUUCAAAAUCAUGAAAAAUAGUGUUGCCAAGGUACCCUGGAUAAACACCCAGCAGAUGUAUUGCAUUUUUCGGCUUCUAAACACCAGUUUAUCACAAAACCAAUAUUUCCUAGUCAUAAGAAUGAAGAGACUAGCUCGUCAACAUUUAUUUCCUCGCAAAGACGAUAAAUUACUAAUAUCAGCAGUUAGAAACAACAUGCUCGGCACAGACACAAUACUCUUGUUGGCAAAGUCACCAUUUUCCUCGAGUAUUUCUUCACUAGAUGUUUAACCGAAGACAUGCGAGCCGGUGGUUCAGUGGUAGAAUGCUUGCCAACAACCCACAUAGUUCGUUUCCGACUUCUGAACGGCGGACACCUAAAUCUCGCAUGAUCGGAACUCAAAAGAUUGGAAAACGACAACAUAACUUAUUUCUGAAUUGCCACACAAGCUUGUCUGAUAACUUAUUUAGAGCUUUUCAAGACCAGUGCCGUAGUCUGUAGACAACUGUAGGUGUCUGUUCUCCUGAAUCUCUGGAACCAAGAAUGAUACAAUUCAAUGCCGACGAAACCUCAGCGAGGAUAAAGAAAUAUUGUGUGGCUUUUACCAAAUACAUCACACCUGUCGUAAACGAUAUCCGACGAACGGUCAUAGGACAUGUGCACUGCGCAGCAGUUCGCCCUGUCCUAUUUUAUAUCUGCGAGACGUGGCCGUUGAAAGUGAAACAUAUGAAGAAACUAGUCUUUGGAGGUAUGGCAAGGUACUAUCGAAGUCAGGCGAAGUGUUAGACAAAAAGAGUAGGUAAAACAAUGGUUUCGAAGUUGAAUCAAUGGAGAAAGCUAGGUGUUACGUAUGCCGAACCAUAGCCUCCCUCGUCGAUUAAUGUUAACUGACAUAGGAUUUGGUCGGAAAAGAACAAGGGGUGGUCAAAUCAGAACUGGUAUGAUUCCAUGAAGUCUUUGACUGUCGGUUUCAGCCACGUAGUGAGGUAGGAACAGAAGCUAAGAACUAACGGCUUGAGACUAUUAGUGAGAUAACUCAAAAUUGUUCUGUGGCACAGAUGCAUUUACUUUUUGCAAUCGCCUAGAUCAAUUAGGUCCUCCUAUUUCUCCAUGUUCCUAUUCUUUAUCCCGUAUGUUUCCAAUCAAUGUAGUUCUUUUUUCUACGUCAGUGUGCUACACGGAGUGUGGGAACUUGAAUGGGUGCACUUGUGUAAAAUCUUACGUUGAAAACUCAAAUACUUGGAAAAAGAUGCACGCCUAACGUUACUGAUUAGGUCUUACUAUAUUAAUUCCCACUA
This is a messenger RNA of Trichobilharzia szidati, 10748 nucleotides long. Lineage: Eukaryota; Metazoa; Platyhelminthes; Trematoda; Strigeidida; Schistosomatidae. The record is from the annotation of a GenBank genome assembly.